UGGCGCCUGCCACUUUCCGUUCGUGGAUGCCGUGAAGGACUGGGACUCGAUGAUUUGUGAGAAGAGUUUCUGACUGGGCUGAGCUGUCAUUAUCAACGAAGCGAAUCUGAGCCGUGAAGAUUCCUCUAUUCUCUCCCGAGUUCCAUCUGUUGGUGAUGCCUUGCGCGGAUGUCAAAUCGCGAUUCCCCCCAUGAGAUUUGAAUCGCAUCAUUGGUCAUAUGUAACGAAUUCAACACACCACCUCGCCCAUGAUAUAUGCCGGACUCGCCGCAACUCUAAGGGCGCUGGGGUCCUUUUCACUUGGCCGGUUUUGACAUCCUGCCACCGCUCGUCACUCUGAUUAGAAAGGCAAUACAACGCAGCCUUGAAUCGCCGCGGCUUUGAGACUCAACACAAGAUGCCGCUCCGAAUCACGACAUGGAACGUCAACGGUAUUCGAAACCCGUUCGGGUACCAGCCGUGGCGGGAGAACCGCACAUUCCAGGCCAUGUUUGAUACGCUGGAAGCGGACAUCGUCGUCAUGCAAGAAACCAAGAUUCAGCGGAAGGAUUUGAGAGAUGACAUGGUUUUGGUCCCGGGCUGGGAUGUCUACUUCAGUCUUCCCAAGUACAAAAAAGGAUACUCGGGUGUGGCAAUCUAUACCCGAUCCUCCAAAUGCUGCCCGAUUCGUGCAGAAGAAGGCAUCACCGGCGUUCUCUGUCCGCCAAACUCGUCUACCAAGUUCCGGGACCUCCCUGCAGACCAACAAAUCGGCGGAUACCCGGCCCCUGGCCAACUCUCUGACUCCGUCGACGAACAGACUCUUGACUCUGAAGGUCGUUGUGUGAUCCUGGAGUUCCCUGCCUUUGUUCUCAUCGGUGUUUACAGCCCGGCCACCCGAGACGAGACAAGGACUGAGUUCCGCCAGGCCUACAUCGAUGCCAUCGACAUCAGAGUCCGCAACCUUGUUGCCAUGGGGAAGCAGGUAUUUCUCUGCGGCGACCUCAACAUCAUCCGCUCCGAGCUGGACACCGCUGGCUUGCCGGAGCGCCUACGGAAGGAGGCCAUGACGCUUGACGACUUCUUCUCCACUCCGUCGCGGCGCUUCUUUAACCACCUUGUUUAUGGAGGGCAUGUCAUUGGCGAGAGAGAUGAGGGCCGGGAGGAGCCUGUGCUCUGGGAUCUCUGCAGAGAGUUCCAUCCCACUCGUGCAGGUAUGUACACCUGCUGGGAGACCAAAAAGAAUGCACGACCGGGCAACUUCGGAAGUCGGAUAGAUUACGUGCUAUGCAGCUCUGUAAUCAAAGACUGGUUUAUCGACGCCAAUAUCCAAGAAGGCCUGCUUGGAUCCGACCACUGUCCCGUGUACGCUACAAUUGGUGACACUGUCAGUUUGAACGGCACCAAGGUUCACACUGAGGAUAUCAUGAACCCGGCAGGCAUGUUCAAAGAUGGCCAGCGCCAGCGAGAAUGGACACCAAAGGACCUCCUUCCCACGUCGGCGAAGCUUAUCCCUGAGUUUGAUCGCCGACAAAACAUUCGAGACAUGUUCUUCAGGAGACCCGCCCCAUCGAAUUCCAAGCCAAGCUCAACAGUCUCUCAAGGAACCAUUACCGCCACGGAUGCCAUACAGGGCGAAGUGAAUGGCGAAGUCCGAAAGGCCAGCGUUGUUUCCCUGCCACCGUCAUCCGCUCGAACGACAUAUCUCACGACCGAUAUCGACACAACAUCAAGCAACGACGCAUCAAUACCUCCCCAGAAGCCCCUCCCGCUUAAGCGGCAAGCAGAAGCCUUGACGCCUCCAAGCCGACCUCAGAAGAAGGGGAAAGGUGCGCUCAACAGAGAGAACUCUGCCAAAUCGAUGUCAGGCUUAUCACAAAGCAGCCUGAAAGGCUUCUUCAAGCCAAGGACCCCUACGCCAGACGUUAACCCUGUCGCCGAGGCAGAUGGCAACACGGAUACGGCCGCCACCCCGAACAAAUCGUCUGCUGAGCCGAGUUCAGAGCAUGAUCGUCAGCCAGGUCUACUCACCGGCGAAUCCUCCACGGGGAAUGACAUCGUGGCAGCGGUUGAGGAAAGCCCAAAACCUGAGAGCUCGUCCACAGAAAAGGUGUUUGAUCCAAUCCAGGCAAAGGAGUCCUGGUCGAAACUGCUCGGCAAGCGCGUGGUCCCAAAGUGCGAGCAUGGUGAGGAUUGCCAGAUGCUGGUGACUAAAAAGGCCGGCAUCAACUGCGGUAGGUCCUUCUUCAUGUGUGCUCGUCCGUUGGGCCCGUCUGGAGACAAAGAGCAGGGAACCGAGUUCCGUUGCCGUACGUUCAUCUGGAGCAGCGAUUGGAACGGUCGGCAGUGAAGCGCUUUGGGAAAGGAGGAUUGAUUGCCUUGCAUGGCGGCUCGGCUGCGACUUGCAUACACACGCACUUGGUCUUCCGUCGGUCGGUCGUUCAACGAUCGUUUCGCAGGAUGGUUACAACGACGAGUUGCUGGUCUCUCAGGCAUUGGUUCUUGAGGUCUCAGCUGCCGCAGUGGCAUACGGACCCGCUUGAGUUGUCUCUUAGUUCUCG
Molecule: messenger RNA, 2540 nt
Organism: Parathielavia appendiculata
Lineage: Eukaryota; Fungi; Ascomycota; Sordariomycetes; Sordariales; Chaetomiaceae
Product: DNase I-like protein
Exons: 5
Coding region: 398-2329 (643 amino acids)
Biological process (GO): base-excision repair
Cellular component (GO): nucleus
Molecular function (GO): zinc ion binding; double-stranded DNA 3'-5' DNA exonuclease activity; phosphoric diester hydrolase activity
Source: RefSeq, a predicted model, not a curated record